ACGAAAAACAACCCUGAAACUACGGAUAAAAGGAGAAAUAAUCACGUCUGAUCACAUCGUGACGACUAUUAACCACACCAAAAGUGCAACACCUCAGCUAGAUGCAAGUAUAGUAACAAAAACACCCUGAAUUAAUUUGUUGUGGGUGAAGCUCUGACAUUUGGAGAAGGUGGUAGAGGGUCUUUUAGUCGUCUGAAGUGAACGCUUUGAAUGAUCCAGACUCUAAACAUAGGAGCUUUGCUAUUGGUGGAGGAUUAGAUACCAAACCUGCAGAUAUUAACCUCCCUGGUUGUUCACGAUUUAAAGGCUUUGUUCAGAUUGAAGGCAGAUCUUCUGUUUCUCAAAUUAGAUCUUUUAAGACGAGACUGUCUGCACUUAUUUGCAAGUGCUAUGGUUUGAUUUAUGUGUCCGGACACCACCAUGGGUGGUUGUGGUAACGACACAGAGAUCAGCAAACACAGAGCUUGUGGCGCGGCCUAAAAUAGUCAAACGCUGGUAGAUUUAGGGCUGUGACGGCUCGAUAUGGAGAUUCGUUCAGUUGACCAAUGCAGCGAUGAAGCCUCUCCCCAAAGAACCAGCUGAUAAUUUAUUUUGGUUGUUCUUCUCAUAUCAUACGCCAUUUUGAGUUAGAGCAUCUACACUGCAAAAAUACUCAGCUUGAACAAAACAAAAGAAUUAAAAGUAUAUUACUUAAAAUAAGCAAAAUGAUCCGUCGAUAAAACAGGAAAAUCAGCUAAUAUAUCAUCAGACAUCUACAAACUAUUGGUUUUAGACUGAAAAAUAGUGGAUUUGCAAGAAAAUAUUAACAAAACAAUUCAGUCGAUAUGACCAAAAAUAUAUAUCACAGUCUUUUUUUUAAAUUCUGAUGGUAUCAUGUCAUUUUUAUUUUUAUUUUUUCAUGCAUAAUAAGGUGUUUACAACAUUUUCUACUGGUUAAGACAAGAAUUACUGCAGUAGAUUGACUUAAUGAACUAUUUUAUUCUAUAGUAGUCAUGCAGGUUUGCACGGCCCCAGAAAAUGAUGCUGCACCUUUUAGAAAACCAAUACAGGGCUCUUAAGUUUGGAGUUACACAUACUACGUACUACUCUAUUACUCUAAUAAAGGACAAAUUCCUUUAAACCAAAUAAAUUAUUUUGUUUAUGACUUUAAAGACAAAUAAAAAUGAAAUGAUGAAGCUCUUCUCUGCACAUGCGGCAUUCGUGGAAGGUGUGAUCCCUGUGCGACCACUUCACCUGGCAACAAGAAAUACUAUUUUCUGAUUGGCUGAUAGGUGACUGAUUCAAGAAGCAGGCUGUUGUCGCGUCUUCCACUCAUAGAUUACUAAUCUCUUUUAUAUGCAGUUAAUGUUACUAAGUUUAUGGUACUAAUGUGCAGCGACUUUUCUCACUUCUCAGUGUGAGAAAUGUUGCGUGGCGUGUGAACUUAUGCAUAAAGAGUGACGCAACUCGCAACUUCAGCCCGACAACACUUGCAUUAAAUGUUUUUUUUUUUGGUUGAUGUCAGACUACUCGGCCUUCACACCAGUGAGGCGAAUUCUCGUAGAUUUCAGUUUCUGCCGUGUGUGGAGCCUUCACAGACAUCUGACUGGAACCGUGUGGUUUGAGUUUCCGUUAGACUUUAAAAAAAACAGAUUUGAUCCAACAGUCUGAACAGAGCCUAAAAGCAGCCUGUGGUUUUUAUGUGUUCAUCACAAGGAGGGCUACCGGGUUGAUAAGUGAACCACCAAAACGUCUGUCUCUACAACACAGGACGGGGGCGUAUGUGAAAGGUCUUCUCACCAGUUUGUACUGCCAUGCUGCAACAUCUCGCUUUCACCGAGGUCUCUGGGGAUGGCAGGUAAGUGGGACAGAGUGUGGUUUUCAGAUGUUGGGUGUUUUCAACGAUGGACAUUAAUUUUCUUUUUCUUUUUUUUUUUUUACCCCCAAAUAUUUAUAGAUUUUCAUUUGCACACACACGGACAAGACUAAUCAUUGCAAGAGGGGGAAGGAAGAGGUGAAGAACAUCCAGUCCGAUACAGGGGAAAGGUGUGGGAAAAUGUCGAGUGAAAUGGCAACUCCCAAGAACACACCCCGAGGUGCGAACGCCGCGGUGUCCCCCAACCGCAUCACCCGGCUCCAGGAGAAGGAGGACCUGUGCAACCUCAACGACCGCCUGGCCACCUACAUCGACAAGGUCCGCUCCCUGGAGGUGGAGAACGCCGGCCUGCGCCUCCGCAUCACCGAGUCCGAGACCGAGGUGAGCCGGGAGCUGACGGGCCUGAAGGCCGCGUACGAGACGGAGCUGGCCGAUGCCCGUCAGACCCUGGACUCGGUGGCCAAAGAGAGGGCCCGUCUGCAGCUGGAGCUGGGCAAGGUGAAGGAGGACUACAAGGAGCUGAAAGCCAGGAACACCAAGAAGGAGUCGGAGUUGGCAGGAGCCCUGCAGAGGCUCAAAGACCUGGAGGCUCUGCUGAACUCGAAGGACGCUACGCUGACCACGGCUCUGGGAGAGAAGCGCAACCUCGAGGUCGAAAACAGGGACCUGAAGGCGCAGGUCGCCAAGCUGGACACCACCCUGGGCGAUGCCAGGAAGCAGCUGCAGGACGAGAUGCUGAGGAGAGUGGACGGAGAGAAUCGCAUCCAGACUCUCAAAGAGGAGCUGGACUUUCAGAAGAACCUCCACUCUGAGGAGCUGCGGGAGGUAAAGAGGCGUCACGAGUCCCGCAUGGUCGAGCUGGAUAACGGCCACCAGCAGGACUUUGAAAGCAAACUGGCGGAAGCGUUGGUGGAGAUGCGCAACCAGCACGAACUGCAGAUUAAAAUGUACAAGGAAGAGGUCGAGAAAACCUACAACACCAAGCUGGAAAACGCUCGUAUGUCGGCGGACAGGAGCAGCCACUUGGUGGGAGCCACUCACGAGGAGCUCCAGCAGACCCGAAUGCGCCUGGAGUCGACGUCGGCUCAGCUCAGCCAGCUGCAGAAACAGUUGGCGGCCCGCGAGGCGAAGGUGAGGGACCUGGAGGACGCUCUGUCCCGGGAGCGAGACACCACGCGCCGCAUGCUGGGAGAGAAAGACCGAGAAAUGGCAGAGAUGAGGCAGCAGAUGCAGCAGCAGCUGGAUGAGUAUCAGGAGCUGCUGGAUGUGAAGCUGGCCCUGGACAUGGAGAUCUGCGCCUACAGGAAGCUGCUGGAGGGAGAGGAGGAAAGGCUGCGUCUGUCCCCCAGCCCCCCUCCCACCAGAGUGACAGGAAGUCGCUCCUCUACGUCGGCGGCUCACUCUCGAUCGAUCAACUGCAGCGCUCAGGGCUCCCCCCUGAAGAGGCGCCGCCCCAACGACACGGACAGCGAGGCCAGCUUCUCCGGAGCCGUGGCCCGCACCCGCAUCACCCAGCAGGCCUCGGCCAGCGGGAGGUGCACGGUGGACGAGGUGGACCUGGACGGGAAGUACGUGAAACUCAGCAACAAAUCAGACGAGGACCAAAACCUGGGGAACUGGCAGGUGAGGCGUCAGGUGGGAUCCGGAGCUGCCAUCAGCUUCAAGUUCCCGGCUAAAUUCACCUUGAAGGCCGGUCAGAGAGUCACGAUCUGGGCCUCUAACGCUGGUCGAACCCACAAUCCUCCCUCUGACCUGGUGUGGAAGACUCAGGCCAGCUGGGGCACCGGGGACCUGUUCCAGACCACUCUGAUCAGCGCCAACGGAGAGGAAAUGGCGAUGAGGAAGGUGACCCGCACUCAGUUUGAAGAAGAUGAUGAUGAUAUGCAGGUGGCUCACAGCACCUGUGGGGACAGCGAGUACAACCUGCGGAGCCGGACAGUCGUGUGCGGCUCGUGUGGACUUCCUUCGGACAAAUCCAGCAACUGCUCCGUGUCCUCCGUCUCCCGCUCCUUCCGCAGCGGAGGCAUCUCCGAGGGUUUACUGCCGCACUCCUACGUCAUCAGCACGAGCACACCUCGCAAGACUGGAGGCAGAAUGGAGACCUGUCCAAUCAUGUGAACCGUCCGGAUCCAUGUUUAAACACUUAAUUACACUUCAGUCAUUAAUUGUUUAGUUACUCCUAGUUGUAGUUAUUACUUGAGUUCAUUUAGCCUGGAAUACGUUUCAGAAUAUCGUAUGCGAUAAAAAUUGAUACUGCUUUUUUUUAUAUGUACAUAGGCAUGCUCAUGAAGCAUAUUCUUGAAUUUAAACGUUGAUUAAACUUUUUUGUUUUUGUUUUUAUUCAUCACAUUUAAUUCUGUUUAACAUGAGUCAGUGAAAUAUGAACGUACUGUACCAACUAUUGAAACGGUUCUUCAUUAUUUUUAGUUUUUAGUAGAAGCAGGUGAAAUGAAAAUGACUUAAUAUAGAUGGUCCAUAGACAAACUGACGCACCAAGCGUCAAGUCUUAAUAAUUUUAGCAAAAUCAUUUUUAGUUUUUCAUUUAUUUUAGUAAUUGAAUGAAAUAAACGGAAUCCAGUCUUGCCCUCAAUCUACGGGCUGUUAUGUUUUUCUACUGAUAUCAAUAAAUGAAUUUUCAG
Messenger RNA from Mugil cephalus (flathead mullet), 4494 nucleotides. Its product is annotated as lamin-A-like. Lineage: Eukaryota; Metazoa; Chordata; Actinopteri; Mugiliformes; Mugilidae. The record is from RefSeq and is a predicted model, not a curated record. The coding region runs from base 2036 to 3973 and encodes 645 amino acids. The transcript has 12 exons.